AUGCUUUGCUUACGUCGAUCAAAUUUUUUGUACGCUGCAUUUCGCCAGGUCUCCAGUAUGAGUUGUGUCACGCCUGAUGAGUAUACGCAAGUCGUACGCAAAGAGGAUAUGAUAAAGUUCUGUGCUAGCUGUGUGGAAAAGGUUGGCGUGUCCCAUGAACAAAGUCGAGAACUUGGUGAAGUGCUAGUUGCUGGAGACUAUCGUGGGCACUAUAGUCAUGGAAUAAAUAGGCUCGAAAUGUACGUGCGAGACGUUCAAAAGAAGGUUUGUGACACGAAGGCAACGCCCGUGAUUGAAAAAGAAACUGUCUCUACUGCUCUCGUGAAUGGAAAUAACCUUCUUGGUCCCGUGGUUGGCAAUUUUGCGAUGAAGACCGCUAUCAAAAAGGCGAAGGAAACUGGUAUAGCGUGGGUCGCAGCAUAUGGUUCUAACCAUUAUGGUAUUGCCGGAUGGUACAGCAUUAUGGCAGCUAAACAAGGAUUGAUUGGAAUGUCCUUCACAAACACCUCACCAUUGGUUUACCCAACACGUUCAAAAGCAGUGAGUCAUUCUAUGAUGAAUGCAUUUGUUACGACAUACAUGUACGCAGUACUGCUUAGAAGAUCUUCCAGUCCUCAAGUGUUAAGUGCAGUGGGAUAUGUUCCAAGAGAUCUAAUCGGUAUUCCACAAUGA
Messenger RNA from Echinostoma caproni, 672 nucleotides. Lineage: Eukaryota; Metazoa; Platyhelminthes; Trematoda; Plagiorchiida; Echinostomatidae. The record is from the annotation of a GenBank genome assembly.